Molecule: messenger RNA, 1664 nt
Organism: Ornithodoros turicata
Lineage: Eukaryota; Metazoa; Arthropoda; Arachnida; Ixodida; Argasidae
Exons: 11
Coding region: 255-1520 (421 amino acids)
Source: RefSeq, a predicted model, not a curated record
CACGUAAGCAUUCUUUCGUGGCUUGCACUCGGUGAACACCUUUUCAUCCCCCAUUGAAUUUCCGUUUCUAGCAAAAUGACUGAGCAAUCGGCAAUGUCGGGGAUGUCCUCGAUGUCCUCGAUGUCAGGGAUGUCAGGGAUAUCCGGGACCGAUGCCACCGGAGCAGGAGGAGCUGACGAUCAGAGCAGAAAAUUGUGAUCGCUGCUGCCAUCGCAUGCCUUCUGCUCGUCGGCACCGUAAUUCUCCUGACAACUAUGCUUAGCGGCUCUGACACUCAAGAAAGCGACUCCGAUGGUAAUGGAGACGAGAAAUUCCAGUACGACGACGGGGGGUAUCCCAUUCCACCCCCAACUACUACGACAACCACGACGACGACGACAACAACGACGACGACUACGACAACCACCACCACUACAACCACGACAACUACUCACAUUCCGUACUUCUUCCUCAUGUGCACCGUGGGUCAACGUUUCAAGAAGCCAGACGCUUACCAGUCUCUGGGAUGUGAUUAUUUCAUUUUCGACAGCGUCAUCCCAACACCUGAUGGCCUCAUUGGAUCUGAGGAUGAGCACGCCUGGAAGUUGUUCAAAAGCCUGUCGUGGACCCAACGGCCGAAACCGGAGUUUGGCAUUUCGUUUCCGGGAAGAUAUGCCGGUGAUUUGUCCGAUGUUGUCUCGAGCACUGUCAUCAACGAACUGAAGCAGCUGUUCGCCAAAGGGUACAGGUCCUUCGGGGUUCUCAACUGCUACGGAUCACCGUACUUCAUUUCUGGGGCAACAGGAAGAGUGCUCGGAGAGCUGUUUAAUAAAAUCUUCAACGCCAUGACUUCAGCUCAAAGGAAUGCUGGCCUGAAGACUUUCUUCAUCGGACUCCAGUUGUCAUCAGGAGCCAAAUGGCAAAGUAGCCAACUCAUGAGUUAUGCUCGUGCUAUAAGCCACCUGAACCUGCUAAUUACGCAGAGCCACAUCACACCACUGCCGGCUCUGAACGCCAGCAACUGUUACAUCCACCCUAGUAGCUCGUGGUCGCAGAGUCACAUCCAGAACAGCUCCUAUUCAUCCGUGGAACGGGCCUCUGUCGUGCUCUCUCAGGCGACAAACGCCAGCAGUCUCCAGGCAUUUGCCAUUUCCUUCUCUAUGGCUGUGAAUGUGUUCUUCAUCUCCUCCAACCCAUCCUCGACUAAUACAAGGUUCAAAGAUGACUGUGUCUCCAGCGCAAUUACCACAAUCACCGACGUCUGCCUCUUACCGACAGCGAGUGUUGUUAAUCAUACAGACUCCACUGAGUGUGACCAGUGGUUGUAUAUGUCCGGAAAACGAUACGUCUUCACGUACAGUACAGCGGCGAACAUGGCUCAGUUGUACAACAAAGCCAAGGUGAACGUGGAAAGCAGCAAGAAGUUCGGCAUACUGCUAGUGGACAUCCCGUUCGAUUACGCAGAAGAGAGUCCUUGUGGCGCACUGGCAAGAGUCAAAGCUACCAGAGAUUUCCUCAACGACCUACGUCGCACUACCUAGGCCCUGAAUGAGUGGAGGGGAGUUACUCCGUUCAUCGCUGUCAAGAGCAAUUUCUUUUUCUUAUGCUUCUUAGUCCGUUUCGUUUAGUGUCAUCCCGAUCUUGUGCAAGCAAUAAAGGUACUUGGUGUGUACAGCUUCCAGGAA